Linum tenue is the source of this 1380-nucleotide messenger RNA. The record is from the annotation of a GenBank genome assembly. Lineage: Eukaryota; Viridiplantae; Streptophyta; Magnoliopsida; Malpighiales; Linaceae.
GCUUUUUGCAACUUACUGCGUCUCCGACAACUAGACUUCACGGAUAAUAAUUUGUGGGGCGAGUUGCCACAAUGUCUAUCAAAUUUGACCUCUCUCCGAUCCUUGAGUAUGGUCAAUAAUGAAAUUUCGGGGGAUAUCUCUGAGUCUCCUAUUCCGCAUCUCAGUGACGGUGGUGGUGGUGGUGGAUAUGUUGGCCCUUUUCCUGAAUUUCUCUACCAUCAGACCAACUUGCUCUAUUUACGCAUGUCGAAAGUCGAAAUGAAGGGAGAUAUUGGGUUCCUAUCGUGGUUUCCAGCUAACAACACAAACUUGAAAGUUUUUUAUCUUCUCAAUUGUUCACUCUCAGGGCAUUUCCAAAUUCCAAUCCAUCCUCACAAAAACCUAAUGGAUUUAGAUAUCUCCAACAAUGGCUUCAUUUCGGGUCCCAUUCCACCUAACAUCUGCACAAUUUUCCCCAACAUAGAAUCUUUAUCCUUAUCUGGUAAUAAAUUCUUCGGGAAAAUACCACCACAAUUGUCAAAUUGUUCCUUUUUUCACAUAUUGGAAGCUAGAAACAAUCAACUCACUGGUGAGAUUCCUAAAGAGAUUUGGGAUCUACCGAUGCUCUCCAUCCUUGACCUUUCAAAGAAUAAGCUUUCAGGAAAUCUGCCACCAGGUUUCGUUUCACCAUGGAUGCAAGAAGUUUACUUGUCCAGAAAUCAACUAGGAGGAACCUUAACCACCACUAACUAUACAGGAUACUGGUUAGGUGUCUUGGAUCUCAGUCACAAUCGUUUCACAGGCACAAUCGCAGAAUGGAUUUCUAGGCUACCUCGACUGAGUUAUAUUUUGUUGAAUGACAACCAGUUUCAUGGAGAGGUUCCAGUAUCAUUUUGCUUGGAGAAUUCAAAGUUGAUUGACCUUUCUCACAAUCAUCUAUCUGAGAGUUUGGAUCUUUCUCAUAAUAAUUUGAGUGGGGUGAUUCCUCUUCAACUCACUGAGUUGCAUUCUCUAUCCUCUUUUAGUGUGGCUUAUAACAAUUUGUCUGGUAAUUGUCCUCAGAAGAUUGCACAAUUUAGUACAUUUGACGAAAAUAGCUACCAAGGAAACCUAUUUCUCAAUUGCACAUUACCACUGCUAACACCAUUAAGGCCGACAACUUCUGAUGAUGGCUAUGAUGAUGGAGAAGAUGGAUUUAUUGAUAUGGAGAGUUUCUAUGCGAGUAGUGGAGUGUCUUUUAUCAUGGUGUUGCUAAUAAUUGCUAGUGUUCUAUAUGUAAAUCCAUAUUGGAAACAAGCAUGGUUUUAUUAUGUUGGGGUCACCAUAACUACUUGUUAUUAUUUUGUGGUGGACCAUCUUCAUGUGCCAACUAGGUACAAGGUCUGGGAACUUCAUAAAUAG